AUGCCAGGAUAUCACGUUCCAAUAUCAGGCCCGAUGAUGCAAAACCCAUAUCAUAAUUUGGGACAUUUGGGAACGUAUCCUGACCAAUCCCAUCUUCAUGCGUCAAAGACUGGGAAAGGUUGUAAAAAGGGCAACCGUGAUUGCGUCUAUCCUGACCCGCCAGCUUCAAAAAGCUCCAAGUCCAAAGACAAUAAUGCAUCUCAGAAGACGAGCCCAAAAUCAUCGAAUGAGGGGGACGACGCUGAUAUGGACCGGGUCACAAACUCCCUUCAGACGAUCCUCGACGAGGACGAACCUGAAGAAUUGUCUUCUGAAGAGAGGUCCGAUUCUCAACUAUCAGGAAGCAAAGCCACAGGUUCCUCAAAUCGCAACGUCACCACGAGGCAAAGCACUGAAAGCUUAUCACCGGACGGAAUCAAAGAUUCUUCUCCUUCAGUAUCGACUGGCGGCAGCAGUGUGACUGUGGCCCCGUCCAUUGACCUAAACAUACCUACGGAUGGCCGUGCCGAUUGGUCGCAUCUUCCUUUGGACUACCAACACUACCUGAAUUAUUUUGUGGAAAAUAUCACCAGCUUUCACUAUAGCAUCAUGCACGAUGCUGAUGACUUCUUUGGUACUAUUCUGCCUUCUCUAGCUGUUCAACACGAACCUCUUCUUAAUGCUGUUGUUGGCUUUGCAACAUAUCACGCCACCCUGCAGAAUCCCGCUGGCAAACUCCAGGACUUCUUGAAAUACUACAAUAAAAGUGUCACACUUCUCCUGGAAUCUAUAAAUCGAAAGGAGAUGAACAAUAUCCUGAACCUGAUAACCAUUCUGCAGCUAUUGACCAUAGAAGAAUAUUUUGGUGAUUGGAUUAAUCUCAUGGGACAUCAAAAAGCGGCCUUCCAAGUUGUUCGAAAAAUAUUCACCCCUGAUACGGUUAUGCACACGCCAGUUGGACGAGCCUGCAUCGAUUGGUACACCCGCUACGACUGUUACGUCGCCAUUAUGGGUGGGUUCCCGACUGAUCUGCCACGGGAGUGGUUCAACCGAAUGAACGAGUACAACGAGUCGCAACUUGGCGCCAGCCCCGACGAGUUUCGCUGGAAAAUUAGUUCUCGAUCUACUCAACUUCGCUCCAUAUCGUACGAUAUGUCUAUGCUCUACGCACGUGGCAGUCGCGGGCAAAUAGGACCCGAAGACUUCACCAAGGAGCACAAGAGAAUAACCAACGAACUUCUCGAGUGGAAAUCGACCUGGGAUGCCGCCCUUUCGGUGCCGGAAUAUUUGGUCACGGACUUUUCUUACCAACGCGACGUGGUUCCUGGUGACAUCGUGAAUCCGUACAUGCUAGGUCUUCUUUACGAGCAGCCACUCUUCACAAAUACCUUGAUAACCACAGAAUGGACCUCCAUCAUGAUUAUGCACCUAUCGCAAUCGUCGGACAUCCCUGCGGAACAGGUUUUUAUAGAGAUGGCCAAACAUGCCUACACCAUAUGCCAGUAUUUCGAGACUGUAGAAUUUUGGCCAUUGAAACCCAAGGGAGCCCUAAUACCACUGCAGCCUUGUAUUUCCAUUGCUGCUCUCUUCCUGCCGCGAGACUCUCGUCACCAGAUGUGGGUUCGCAGGAAGUUUGCUCUACUGGACACAAUGGGAUUUAUACACCCUACUACACGACGAAUCAAAAUGGCGCACCUGUUCCGUGACCCGUCCUGUGCCCAUUGGUGGCUACCAAACGACGAAGGGUUGACUCCAAUAUUGCAAGCAAUUCGCACUUUUGCAGACGAGCGAAACACAGCAGCUGUGAACGCCCAACAGGAAAAUAUUCGGGAAGUCCGCCAUUUAUUUGCUAAGAUGGAGGCCGCCGAAUUAGCCCUAACAACGGGCAACGAUGUGACAGGCAUGUCUUGA
Messenger RNA from Metarhizium brunneum ARSEF 3297, 1890 nucleotides. RefSeq lists its product as uncharacterized. Lineage: Eukaryota; Fungi; Ascomycota; Sordariomycetes; Hypocreales; Clavicipitaceae. The record is from RefSeq and is a predicted model, not a curated record.